Molecule: messenger RNA, 2460 nt
Organism: Panicum virgatum (switchgrass)
Lineage: Eukaryota; Viridiplantae; Streptophyta; Magnoliopsida; Poales; Poaceae
Product: homeobox protein ATH1-like
Exons: 5
Coding region: 850-2235 (461 amino acids)
Biological process (GO): regulation of transcription by RNA polymerase II
Molecular function (GO): DNA-binding transcription factor activity, RNA polymerase II-specific; RNA polymerase II cis-regulatory region sequence-specific DNA binding
Source: RefSeq, a predicted model, not a curated record
CCCAAGCAACAUCUAUCGGCCAUACCAUGCUGGAGUUCAUUGCUACAUGAUCCAAAGGAUAGAUCCCUGUCUUCUUUUGCUUUGCCGCCGCUAGCUGCGCGAGAGGCCGGGAUUGUAGCCGCGUAUGGGCAUCGGCGCCAUGGCAUUUGCUGCUAGUAAGUCGUAGGACCCAUGCUCGCUUGGAGGCUUGUGGCGAGGUCGAGCCCCCAAAUCUCCCUCUGAUCAUGCAUGGUCAGGGAUCGGGGGCCAGCGGCCUCCUUUCCAAGUGGGGGCUAGCAUUGGCUUGUUGCUGCUGAGAUGUGCAUGAUUUGGUCCUCUCUCUUUCUCUCAGUGCUUUGAUCAUGGCGCCGGCCCGGCCACCUGCCUGGUCUGAUAAAACCUCUCCCUGCCCGGCUUGUUUCCCUGCUGCCUCUCGGCUGGGGCUGGGGCUGUUAGGAAUCACCUCAGGUUCAGGUUCAGGCCGGGUCGCCCACCACAGACCCCGCCCACGCGCGCGCGCGCCAUCCUUGUUCUGGCAUUCUCCUUGCAGCCGUUUUAUUAGGAAACGCUCCUCUUUCCGUUUUAGUAGCCAGGCCAGCUUGAGAGUUUUCAGAGGAACUUGUGAGAGUGUGCGCAUCAGAAGUUUGGUCCAUCCUUUGUGUUCUUGCUCCCUCUGUCUAUAUACCUGUGCCGGCCUUUGAUCUUUCAGGUUGCUGCGUCGUGGGGGCGAGAGGCUACCGCUACCAGGAGAGAGGGGCAACGCAGUGGUGGUUGGCGUUUCAGUAGGCUGUCAGUGUUCCUCCCCUUGAUUUGAUAAGGUCCUUUUUAAUUCGGUACAACGUUUGACACCUCCCCGAGCCUGGUGGGAAGAUGACCGGCAACGCGUCUUAUCAGCAGCUCGGACUCGGAGUCGACGCCAUGAUGAGCGGCUGCUUCGUCAGCAGCGGCGCCGACACGCAGGUCUUCCAUGAUGGCAGCUUCGGCUUCGGCGAACCGGCGGAUGCCGCCGCGAGCUUCUUGGUGGACGGCGGCUCGAUGCUCGCCGGCCAGCUGCAGCUGAUCCGCGCCGCUGCCACGCAGAGCGUGUCGCCGGAGGAGAUGCGCGGCGGCGGCGGCGCCUACGGCCCGUCGCCCUCGGAUGUCACCGUUGCUCAUCACGCGCCAAAGGUGGCCAAGCUCGCCGGGGAGAUGGAGACCAGCUGGAUCCACGAGCCGUACUACUGCGGCCCCACAUGGUUCUCCGGCGAUGGCCUCCGGGACCCGUUCGCCGCGGCGGCGAGCGAGCUGUCGCUCAGGCUACGCGCCGGGUCGUCGUUGCCAGCCGGCGCCGUGAACAUCAGCCUGCCGGACCAGUCCUCGGAGGUGAGCUGCUCCGGCUUGACCCACGCGAGCAGCAGCGCCGCCGGCAGCGCGUUCCAGACUCCCUGCGGCGGCGGCGGAGACAUGGCACGUCCUGGGCCCCUGCACUUCUCGCAGGUCCUGCCGCGGUGGUCGGGGUACGCGCACGUCACGCAGCAGACGCUGGACGAGUUCGUCGUCUGCCUGCUGCAAGACGUGGCAAUGUUCGCCGGCUCGGUCGGCGGCGGCGGCGGCGAGGCGAGCUGCCCGCUGCCCGUGUCGAGCUCCACCAAGACGACGUCCUCCAACGCGUCGGCGUUUCUCGGCUCGGAAGAGCACGCGCACCAGCAGCUGAAGAACGAUCUCCAGAAGCUGCUACAGCUGCUGGACCAACGGUGCAACCAGUGCGUGGACGAGAUCCAGAGCGCGGCGUCCAAGUACGGCGGCAUGGCCGGCGGCGGCGGCGCCCUCCUGGCGCCGUUCGCGCACGGCGCGGUGUCCGCGGCGCACCGGAGGCUCCGGGCCCGGAUCACGGGCGAGAUCGCGGCGGCCUCGCGGAGAGGCGCGCCGCCGACGCUGACGCUGGCCGACAGGGAGCGGAGCUGGGAGUCGGCCUUCAUCCAGAAGCACUGGGCGCUGCGGCAGCUCAGGCGCGGCGACCAGCAGUCGUGGCGGCCGCAGCGCGGCCUGCCGGAGAAGUCCGUCGCCGUGCUCAAGGCCUGGAUGUUCGAGAACUUCCUCCGCCCGUAUCCCAAGGACAACGAGAAGGAGAUGCUGGCGGCGAGGAGCGGCCUGAGCAGGAGCCAGGUCUCCAACUGGUUCAUCAACGCCCGUGUGAGACUGUGGAAGCCGAUGAUAGAGGAGAUGUACGAGGAUCUCAAGAAGGCAUCCGGAGGCGGCGAGGGCGUGGCCGCCUGAAGAUCAGAGCAGCAGAGCUGGGUUUCCACGUCCAGGAUGGGAGUUUCUGUAAAAUCUCAGCACUGCUCUGGGACCUGUUGUACGAGCAUUGAUGCCACCCUGUUAUCUAUAUUUGCAUAACCGUACAACCUUCCUGGCGUAUGUAUGUAUAAAAUUGCUAGUAUAUAUGCAGGUUGCAUUGUAGACACUUUUUUGCCACAUCCUAUCCUCGAGUUCUUUUUUCUA